AUUGUAGCGCACUUUUCAGUUUUCUGCGUUGCACGGUUCAUUGUAUUUUCAGUGUCACCCUCUGCACAUACUUUCAUCUUGAGAAGUAACAAAGGCUGGAGGGAUGAUAGAACCAUCGUCUUCAGGAUGGGAAGUUUUUAAAGAGCCCAAGGGUUUUAUUAAAAUCAUUGAAGUUCUUAUAGCAAUAUUUGCUUUCGCAACGACGUGUGACUUCUCGACCAAUGUCAAGCUAAAGUAUGACUGUCAGGGUAACGGAUCAUAUGUGCAUUGGAGUGCCAAAUUUACAUACCCCUUCAAGUAAUCCCUCAGGUUUUUCACUUCUUCUUAGUAUUGACUCCAUCGUGCUGCCUCGAUGCCCUGCUAUGGAGAGCAAACAUAUGUAUGGGAAUUUCGCCUCAGCAGCACAGUUUUAUGUAUUUGUUGGUGUCCUAACUAUGCUUUUCUGUGUUGCUAUGGGCAUCUAUUAUGUCUAUUUUCAUGAUCGUUAUUUUACUGACUCGCGAUUUAGUAAAUACGAAUUCAUAUUCUCGAUUGUGAUUGUUCUGUUAUGGUUUAUCGCCUCUUGUGCAUGGGCCGAUAAUGUAAACCAGUUCAAAACAUACACGUCAGUAAGCAGGAUAUGCAAUGAAGUGGGACCUAAUGUGCAUUGCGAAGCUGAGGAACAAGCAACUUAUGGGGGACUUAACGCUUCUCUGGUAAUGAUUAUCCACUUUUUGUUGGUUAUAUAUUUAACAGUUUAUACAACAAUGCAAAAGAAAUAUUCUUGUUUAUCAGUUUGGUAUUAAUAUUAGUACUCCCAGUUUAGUUGUUUCUCUUUGCUUACUAGUUAUCGUGCUGAAGUUAUCAAUCCUUACUACACUAGAUGUGGAUUUCGUUGAGCAGUUAGUGGAAUUCGCUGCAAUAGAUGAGUAAGGAAUCCUCUGUUCAUAUAUGAUCAGGAGAAAAUUUUAAAAGCUGAUCCGCUUAAUCUCAGUUCUUAUUGCCAAAUUGUAUGUUGAAACAAACUGGUUCUUAGGUGACUUUAUAUUUAACGUUAAAAAACUUUUUCAAAGAUGUUUUGAUCUUGUCUGAGUAUGUGCUUGAGGGUUUUCUGACUUCGUAAUUUAGUUCAACUUUAAAGUACCUUCAAUGAAGUCACGUGAAAAAAAACUUUACCGAAAGUGAGUUGUUUAAUGGUUGCAUAGAUUGAUUCCAUCAUUCUCUUUAGCACUUUUCAAUGUCGUAAUAAACUUUGAAAAUUUGGGAUUAGGGAAGACACUUAACCCUAGAUUAGUAUGUUGAUGAUUAAAUCUUAAGGUCCAGAGAACAUUAAUCAGUUGUUGUUGUUAUUCUGAAUUACAAAUCUUUUCUACUACUAAACUAAAAGCUUCAAACCCUUGUACCAUAAAAUGCUAAUUGGUAGUUCAGACGAUUGUUACUCAACAAAAUAUAUAUCCAAGUGUGCAGUUGUUCAAAUUGAGAAAUAAAUAUUCCAUCCAUCCAAACUAGUUUUUCCCAUCUGGAAAUUGUCAUUUGUAUAAUACAAAAUGUUAAAGAAGCCUUUUUGGAUGUUGGCUAUUUUCCCGUUAUGGAGAACAAUAUUAAAAAAGCUUUCAAAAUCGUGCGGUCCUGUUCCUUCUGCACUCCAAUUUUUCCCUUGAUAAAAUUUGAGUAAACCGGUAUUCUUCGUUAUCCCCUUGGACUAGACAGGUAUCUGAUGAACAGCUGUCCACCUGUACUCGCUGGACAUUGGGUACCUUGUGUAGACAACUGUUUAUAAGUACUUGUACUGUUUUGAUGAUGGUUGUAGUAGUCCAAUAAUGUGUAAAACAAAUAUCAAUGCGAAAAUGGCGUAAUGAUAAUAUACAAAUAAGACGGUAAAAAUAGCAAAGUUAUGUUGUGCAUUGAAUGACAAACAAUAACCAUUAUGUAAUGAAUGUUACUUAUAAGUUCCUUUUUGGGUAACUCACAAAUGGAGUUCACUUAAUUAUUGAAUAUCAUCCUACACGGUUCGUACCAACAGAGUGAAGACAAAUAUAAAUCCAAUAGCGUGAUCAGGAAGUAAUCCAGACCAACAGUCUCAUCUAAUGAAGAGUGGUCCAAAAUGUCAGUACAAUACUAUUAUACUCUUCAGUCAAAAGCCGUGGCCAAUGAAGCAGGGAAGAAAGCGAUGUAGUCAGUAUUUGUUUGAAUGACGAAAGUAAAAUGGGCAUCAAUUAAAACUGAACAAUCUUCACAACUCUAUAUUGAUAUCCGCAAUUGGUAAGAAUAAACAAUAUGCAUAUUACGUGCAUCCAUCCACCGACUAUCUCGACCGUCAAUGAUGACUGAUAUAGAAGUAGGUUGGAAGAAAUCUAUGGGCGGCCAAAGCAAGAUAUGGCAACAGUCCAUGAAGACACUGACUACUGGACUGGGCCAUGUAAAUAGGUGCGAACUCCCUGGUUGAGGUCCGUAAGAUUAUCAUAACCAGUAGUUAAAGACAGGUGACGUGACUCAAAAUUGGUUACAGUAGUACAGACGCACUUCCUCUUCUCUCAGAUUUUGUUUUAAAACUGUAUCAUACCUUGCCCGCAAAGUCCUUCCUUUUUCCCCGAAUCUCUUAGUUCUUUAAACUAUUGCCACUCUCACUACUCUUAGAUUUUCCUUGACUAUUUCAUCUCUCUGUGCUAAUAGUGUACAACAAUUAGAACCGUCGCACAAACGUUCCAGGUUAUUCUCUGCGUAUAAUUGACUGAGAUGGUAGUACCUAUAAUAUGCCGCGUAAUUACGGUUUCCAGAUGUGAAAUAAGGAAUACUCAAAUGCAAAAAUAUCGCUUGAGGCCAUCUUAAUGACUUCAAAUCCGGAACCAAAAUUGUUUCAAAGUAAUACAUGAUAAAUUAAUCCUUAACACUCACUUUAGGUGAACGGAAUGAUUCAUCUUUACGAAUAGGUUUUCAUUGGUGAGUUAUUUAUGGAUCUUGGUUUUUGGACUUCUAAAUAAGUCAUUAUAUAAGGCUUAAUGUCUCUGCUUUACACAAAUUUUAAUCUUUGUAUCUGAAUUAAACCAGCCAAUGAAGAUCUAAUUUGUAACUCUAAUAAUCCAGUAUGUUUUUGUUAAUUUAUAUAAAUUAGAUAUUUGGGUUUACUAAUGUUGCUCUAUGGGCAGCUGGUUUAUGGUUCAUAUGGAAAGAAACUCCAUGGUCUGGAAAUAAUUCUCUACUUGGACCAGAAAAUAUCGCUACUGCUGCCGAUGGGUCUCAAAUGUAGUGCGCACUCAAACAAGUCUCCAUAUACUGUUCUUUCAAGAAUUAGAUCAACUACACUAUUUUGUGUGAUGAUAAUGAGAUAAACUCACUUGUAAAUCACUCAUUUAUCAGUUGUUAUUUCCAUCCAUAUGUUGUUUUUCCAUUUAAAUCGAAGCUAACAAACGAAAUAGUGCAUUUUGUUUGUUUCAUUACGAUAAGAUUACUGUUUCCAUUCAUAAAUUGUUCAUGACUAUGUCGAUAAUUAUGUUACAGCACCAAUUUUUUUGAACUGAACAUUUUCUUAGGUCAAAUUUCCUUUUUUUAUCAUAUUAUUCUUUCUAAAUACAUUGUUCAGGUAACAUUGUCCCGCUUUUUUGUCAUAUCUUUAUUUUGCUAAAGGUGAUGAUAGUUUUGUUGUUGUAAUCGCUAAUCAAUCACAUCGUUUGUAUAUCAUAAUAAAUCAAACACAAUUCA
Schistosoma spindalis is the source of this 3678-nucleotide messenger RNA. Lineage: Eukaryota; Metazoa; Platyhelminthes; Trematoda; Strigeidida; Schistosomatidae. The record is from the annotation of a GenBank genome assembly.